This is a messenger RNA of Meira miltonrushii, 1956 nucleotides long. Its product is annotated as T-complex protein 1. The record is from RefSeq and is a predicted model, not a curated record. Gene Ontology annotation, cellular component: chaperonin-containing T-complex. Lineage: Eukaryota; Fungi; Basidiomycota; Exobasidiomycetes; Exobasidiales; Brachybasidiaceae. The transcript has a single exon. Gene Ontology annotation, molecular function: ATP binding; ATP-dependent protein folding chaperone; ATP hydrolysis activity. The coding region runs from base 211 to 1881 and encodes 556 amino acids. Gene Ontology annotation, biological process: protein folding.
UUGCCCGCUUAAGCACUUUUUGUUGAUCCAAACGCGUGCAAUUAUUGUUAGGGAAGCGUAAAGAACGUUUCUUUCAAGCCUUUGCAGUAAAAUUAAGACGCAGUCUCUCUUGAGUGAGUAUUUAGCGGCAUUUUAUGGGCGCGCGAGAAGAAAGCUCAAAUCAAGAUGUUGGUCUUGCCAAUCAAAUCACCAUCAUCAUAAAAAACCCAUAUGAAGAUGUCGACUGCCGGACCAGUCUCAGCAAAUCAUGCAGGCGGAGCUGCAAGACAGCAACAAGCUUUCAAAACACAAGAUAAGCCAGAUGAAGUUCGUAGAUCAAAUAUGAAUGCUGCCAAAGCGGUAAGCGACGCAAUUCGAACCAGUCUUGGUCCAAAAGGUAUGGAUAAAAUGAUUCAAACUGCAUCUGGAGAGGUUGUCAUCACAAACGAUGGUGCAACAAUCCUAAAGCAUAUGGCAGUCAUGCAUCCUGCAGCAAGAAUGUUGGUCGAAUUAUCACAAGCUCAAGAUGUUGAAGCUGGUGAUGGUACAACUUCUGUAGUCGUCAUUGCAGGUUCUUUAUUGAGCGCAGCCGAAAAGAUGCUCAACAAGGGUAUUCAUCCAACCAUCAUUGCAGAGUCAUUCCAAAGAGCAGCCUCAAAAGCCGUCGAAUAUCUUACCGAAAUUGCAACACCUAUUAAAUUGACAGAUCGGGAAAGUUUAUUGCGCGCAGCCAGCACCAGUUUGAACUCAAAGAUUGUCUCUCAAUAUUCAUCUGUGUUGGCUCCUAUCGCUGUUGAUGCUGUCACACGUUUGAUCGACCCUAGCAAGCCAGCCAACGAUAAAACAUCUGUUCCACUACUCGGACAGAAAGGUGAUGGUGCCAAUGUCGAUUUGAGGGAUGUUCGCAUCGUUAAAAAGGUUGGAGGCACAAUUGAUGAUACAGAAUUGGUUGAAGGUUUAGUACUUGAACAAAAUGUCACCGCAGGCUCUGGAGGUCCUAUUCGUAUGGAGAAGGCACGUAUUGCAGUAUGUCAAUUCCAAUUGAGUAGCCCUAAGCCUGAUAUGGACAACCAAAUCGUUGUGAACGAUUAUAGACAAAUGGACAAGAUUCUCAAAGAAGAGCGUCAAUAUCUACUGAAUAUGUGCAAGAAGAUCAAAAAGACAGGUUGCAACGUUUUACUAAUCCAGAAAUCCAUCUUGCGUGAUGCAGUGAACGAUUUGGCUCUUCACUUCUUGGCAAAACUCAAAAUUCUCGUCGUGACAAACAUCGAACGGGACGAGAUUGAAUUCAUCACAAAGACUUUGAACUGCAAACCGGUGGCUGAUAUUGAAAACUUCACAGAAGAUAAAUUGGCCAGCGCUGAUUUGGUGGACGAGGUCAGCCAAAGCGGUGCUCGUAUUGCCCGUAUCUCUGGUAUCAAGAAUAUGGGAAGAACAGUCAGCAUCCUAUGUACCGGUGCGAAUGCUUUGGUAUUGGGUGAAAGUGAGCGUAGUUUGCACGAUGCCCUUUGUGUUGUACGUUGUUUGGUCAAGAAGCAAGCUUUGAUCGCUGGUGGUGGAAGUCCAGAAGUUCACGUUUCUCGCUUGUUGGCCGAAUAUGCUCAAACGUUGAGUGGAAUGGAAGCAUACUGUUUCCAAGCCUAUGCUGAAGCCUUGGAAAUCAUUCCUACCACAUUGGCUGAGAAUGCUGGUUUGAACCCGAUCAGCAUCGUGACAGAAUUACGUAACAAGCAUGCAAUGGGUGAGAGAACAGCAGGAAUCAAUGUGCGCAAGGGACAGAUUACCAACAUCUUGGAAGAGAAUGUUCUUCAACCGCUAUUGGUGAACACUAGUGCGAUCGAAUUGGCAACUGAAACAGUAUCUUUACUAUUACGUAUCGAUGAUUAUCACUUGUCUCGUUAAAAGAAAAGGUUUUUGCAAUGGCUUUCUGUACUAUGCUCAUUCACAUGUUCAGACAUCCCCUCCAUCAUAUCUCAU